Helobdella robusta is the source of this 606-nucleotide messenger RNA. RefSeq lists its product as hypothetical. The transcript is spliced from 2 exons. The record is from RefSeq and is a predicted model, not a curated record. Gene Ontology annotation, cellular component: synapse; dendrite; plasma membrane. Gene Ontology annotation, molecular function: G protein-coupled acetylcholine receptor activity; G protein-coupled serotonin receptor activity. NCBI's taxonomy places the organism in Eukaryota, Metazoa, Annelida, Clitellata, Rhynchobdellida, Glossiphoniidae. Gene Ontology annotation, biological process: chemical synaptic transmission; G protein-coupled receptor signaling pathway, coupled to cyclic nucleotide second messenger; adenylate cyclase-inhibiting G protein-coupled acetylcholine receptor signaling pathway. The annotation marks the transcript as partial.
UCAUCAGGAUUCAUCGGCUUAUUAGGAGCUGGCCUCAGUUUGCUAACGAUAGCCGGGAAUUCCAUAGUCAUACUCAGUUUCAUUUUGGAGCGUUCAAUCCGCCAGCCCUCAAACUACUUCAUAGCUUCGUUGGCGGUCAGCGAUUUGUUGAUCGGUCUGGUCUCGAUGCCCUUGUACACGGCCUACAUCCUCACGGCCAAGAAGUGGUCUCUAGGCGAAUUCUUCUGCGAUCUUUGGCUCUCGGUAGACUACACGGCCUGCCUCUGCUCCAUAUACACGGUAUUCUGCAUCACUGUCGAUCGAUUCUGCUCCAUUUCCAUACCGACCAAGUACCGGGCCUGGAGAACUGAGAGGAAGGUAAUCUUUGUGGUAUUUUUCGUAUGGCUGAUUCCCAUCUUGGUUUUUUUCACAACGAUUUUUGGCUGGCAGUAUAUUAUUGGAAAGCGAACGGUGCCAGGUGACAAAUGUUUUGUUCAGUACAUGGAGGAUGCGUUGUUCAACUGCUUGCUCCAGGUGGGAUACUUUUGGAUCACCCUGGUCGCCAUGGUGGGAUUGUAUUCCGGGAUUUAUAAGGUUGGCUGGUUGACUGGUUGGUUGGUUGGUUGA